GAAAACUACAACUCCCAGCAGCAAGCGCGACUGAGUGACGUCAGAACGGCCGGGAGCGCGCACAGCGGAGCGUCAGUGCGCGUUCUCUCUCUGGCGGCUGAUGCUGAUGCUCAGAGGACACGGAGUGAUUCGAGCAUCACCGGGAAGCGACUGAAUUAUCGUGCCAAAAUCUUCGGGCUUCGGUAGGAUGCGUCAGGACGGAUCCAUGCAGAUGGCUGCGGCACAGAAAGAAGGAUCUGACCAGAACUUCGAUUACAUGUUCAAACUGCUGAUCAUCGGCAACAGCAGUGUAGGAAAGACGUCGUUUCUCUUCCGGUACGCUGACGACUCCUUCACGUCAGCGUUUGUGAGCACGGUGGGCAUCGAUUUCAAAGUCAAAACCGUCUACAAGAACGACAAGAGAAUCAAACUGCAGAUAUGGGAUACUGCCGGUCAGGAGAGAUACCGCACCAUCACCACGGCGUACUAUCGUGGAGCCAUGGGCUUCAUCCUCAUGUAUGACAUCACCAACGAGGAGUCGUUCGGAGCCGUCCAGGACUGGUCAACCCAGAUAAAGACGUACUCCUGGGACAAUGCACAGGUCAUCCUGGCAGGAAAUAAGUGUGACAUGGAAGAGGAGAGAGUGGUGUCUGUGGAAAAUGGCAGAAUGCUGGCAGAGCAGUUGGGUUUUGAGUUUUUCGAGACGAGCGCCAAGGACAACAUCAACGUGAAGCAGACCUUUGAGCGUCUGGUGGACAUAAUCUGCGACAAGAUGUCAGAGAGUAUAGAGACUGACCCCGCCGUUACCACCGGAGCCCAGGGAACGGCCCGGUUAACGGAUAACCCUCCUCCACUACAGCAGCCUAACUGUGCCUGUUAGUGCUCAGUCUAUAUGGUAGCAUAAGUGUGUGUAUGUGUGUGUGACACCCUUUAGAUGGAUGCAUAUAUCCUUUAAUGUCAUAGAAUGCAGGUGCUGGAACAACCUGAAUUUGAUUGGUGCAUGCCAGAAGUCAUGUGACCCAUUUACAACUACACCCAAACAAGAGCUGUUUCAAAAGCAACUUUUCAGUGUUUUAGAAAGCAGGAUAGAUAAAAAUAGAUAUUGUUUUCAGUUUAGGCCACUAGAGGGCGUUCACACAGGACACUUUCUUGCAGGAGUCUUUUUUAAAAUGUCUGAUGCACGUGAAUACACGUUGUGUACUUUGAACGCUCCUUUAGCCUGUUUUGUUCCAGCACCUCUGCACUAGAGUCACGUCUGUCUAUACGGUGCCUAGUUCAUUCUGACACACUGCUUUCUUUACUGUCAAUCAAAGUCUUAACGGCCUUUUCAGCACUGUUAGUCAAGACCUCGCCCACAAGCAUGUUUAUUUCUCUAAGCUCCGCCCCUCUUUCUAACGCAAACGGAAUGAUUUCUGUUUUUUUUUUUAGCCAGAUAUUUAGAUAUUUAGGAAGAUAUUGCGAUUAUUAACAACAUGACAUUUAUGUAAAGCUGCUUUGGAACAAUAUGUAUUGUGGAAAGCGCUAUACAAAUAAAUUUACAAAUUAAUUCUAAAUUUUAAAUGUUCAAAAAUUUAAAUAUAAUUACAUCAUCACACAGGACUUCCAUAGAACACAGCCACAGCUUGUCUGGCAACAGUUGGAAAGGUGUGAUUGGUCAGAAUUCUUUUUAAAGGCGGGGCUUAGGAGAGGGAACCUAAAGCAACUGCAUUAACACACACACACACACACACACACACACAUGACUCCUUGUUUUUGUAGAUCAGGAAUUCAUCCCAUAUUAAACUAGUCAAAAUUUCCCAUCCUGCGGCGGCAGCUGCAUAACUAUAGUGUGUGUGUGUGUGUGUGUGUGUGUACGCUGUAGAUUAUUAAAGAAUAUUAAAGUCACCUAUAUGAAUACAUGAUAUAUCUAGUGUACAUAGGUUUGUAUAUACCUCAGUCAGAUGAAUAUAAUGUUGUGGAUUCGAGUAGCUGUUCAAUACAGGGAAAAAAAUGUGCAUUAAAUGUUUCUACGCAUUUAAUUUGAUCAUUGUAAAUUAAUUCACGCUGACUUGAUGAAAUGAGAUAUUUAUUUAUCUAUUUAUUCAAAGCAAACAGACUUUACAGUGAGAAAAAGAUGAGCUGCGUGUGUCUGAAAACGAAACAUUCUUUGUGUUUUUCCCCCCAAACCCUUUUUUCUCCAUUUCUCUUUUCUGAUUUAUCGCUGUCGUCGGUUGUUUUUCUCUGCUGGCUAAAAAGCUACUUUGUGGAGGACGUGAUUUGCUGUCCCUGCUCUUAUCUGGCGUUACGCUCACGGCCGGAGAGGAUUCGGUGAUUUUAGAUGUUAUAAGGAAUCUGAGUCGGGUCGAAGCUCGCUGGAGCUCGUCUUGUAAAAUGAUGCAGUAAUAGCCAAGGAAAUGUGUCGGGCAGCUAUUUUCAGAAGUGCAUCAAUAUUUCAUCCGACAAACCUUACAUGACUUUGGCCGUGGAUGGAAAUUUUUAAAUGUUUGAGUCAGAAAUACUGUAUUGCUAAGAAAGAGCAGUCCUAUGGUGAAUGUCUUGAAUAUUCAGAUAAUAUUUCACCUCAAAAUGACACAUUUUCACAUUUUUUUUUACAGUACUAUUUAUCUAUAUAUACGCCGAUCAGGCAUAACAUUAUGAGCACUGACAGGUGAAUAACACUGAUCAUCUCUUGAUCACCGCAUGGAUAUAUUAGGCAGAAAGUCAACAUUUUGUCCUCAAAGUUGAUGUUAGAAGCAGGAAAAAUGGGCAAACAUAAGGAUUUGUGUGAGUUUGAUAAGGACCAAAUUAUGAUGGCUAGACGACUGGAUCAGAGCAUCUCCAAAACUGCAGCUCUUGUGGGGUGUUCCUGGUCUGCAGUGGUCAGUAUCUAUCAAAAGUGCUCCAAGAACCGGCGACAGGGUCAUGGGCGGCCAAGACUCAUUGAAGGCUGGUCCUUGUGGUCCGAUCCAACAGACGAGCUACUGAAGCUCAAACUGCUCAUGAAUUUACUGCUGGUUCUGAUAGAAAGGUGUCAGAAUACACAGGUGGACCAACACAAUAUUAGGAAGGUGCUCAUAAUGUUAUGCCUGAUCGGUGUGUAUAUAAAUAUAUAUCAGGACCGUAACUACCAUAAACAUUGAGGGUCCCACCCCCAAUAAUUAGAAAUGGCCAAAUUGUCCUCCCUAAUAUUUGAUAUUAUUGAUGCCGCUCUGCUGUACUCCAUUAUGCACCGCUCUGUUUGUUGUUAGGAUGACAAAACGAGUUUUAAAAGUUACAUUUUUAGGCUGGUCUGCCUCAGUGGUCUAACAGCGCUCGUCACUGUCAGAAUGAAUGAGCUGGCCAAUCAGAUCAAAGAAGGCGGGGCUUACUGUUCACAGAAGAUGAGUGUGAAUUCCAAUGCGACGCUUUCGUUUUAGCAGUGAAAGAGUACGUGGCGAGUCGCUAAACAUAUUUGAUAUUUGAUGAUAAUAUUUUAUGAUUGGACAGUGUUGCAAACUACUCCAAAAUUGUAUUGAAUGAAAUUUUUGCCGUUUUGAAUUGAAAACAUGCUAUUAUUUGAUUAAUAUAUGAUUAAUGUAAUUCAUAACUGAAUGUGACGAGACAAGAAACGUUUUGCGUUUUUGACAUAUUAGAUAUACAAAUAAGAGUGAAUAUAUUUUUUAAAAAAUAAAUUGAUUAUUUAAAAACUACAAUAAUCCUGGAACAGUUUUUA
Messenger RNA from Megalobrama amblycephala (Wuchang bream), 3670 nucleotides. Its product is annotated as ras-related protein Rab-3C-like. Lineage: Eukaryota; Metazoa; Chordata; Actinopteri; Cypriniformes; Xenocyprididae. The coding region runs from base 188 to 859 and encodes 223 amino acids. Gene Ontology annotation, molecular function: GTP binding; GTPase activity. The record is from RefSeq and is a predicted model, not a curated record. The transcript is spliced from 5 exons. Gene Ontology annotation, cellular component: plasma membrane; synaptic vesicle; endosome. Gene Ontology annotation, biological process: protein secretion; protein localization to plasma membrane; regulation of exocytosis.